AUGCAGGAAAGAAGCUCAUGCAGGGGUGGGACCAGGGCCACGAUUGGAGGAAAUGGUGGUGGGCAGGGCCAGGGGCGGGGCGAGGGCCGCCCGCCGCUUGGGGACACCUGGCGGAACCUUGAGGUCAUAUCUAGUGCGGGAAAACUGGAAUUGAUGUUCCAGAAAGCUGACUCUGAUCUGGAUUACAUUCAAUACAGAGUGGAAUAUGAAAUCAAGACUAAUCAUCCUGAUUCUGCAGGCGAGAAAAAUCCAGUUACACUCUUAAAGGAAUUGUCAGCAAUAAAGUCUCAAUAUCAAACUUUGCAUGCAUGCUUUAAACCAAUUGCUGUCAAGCAGAAAGACACUGAGAGCCUCAUUUGUGCUACUUCUACUUUCAAUUAGAUUACGACCAUGAUGCAAGAACUACAAAAGCAAACAGACCUGCAGCUGUCACCACUAACUAAAGAAGAGAGAACUGCUGCACAGCAAUUAAAAUCUCACAUGUCAGACUUAAGAAGAAAUGGAUUUGCAAAAGGGAACUCUAAUAGAGAAGAGAUCAAUUCCAGAGAGAUUUAG
This is a messenger RNA of Rhinolophus ferrumequinum (greater horseshoe bat), 555 nucleotides long. RefSeq names its product spindle and kinetochore-associated protein 2-like. Gene Ontology annotation, biological process: mitotic cell cycle; chromosome segregation; cell division. Gene Ontology annotation, cellular component: outer kinetochore; spindle microtubule. Lineage: Eukaryota; Metazoa; Chordata; Mammalia; Chiroptera; Rhinolophidae. The record is from RefSeq and is a predicted model, not a curated record. Gene Ontology annotation, molecular function: microtubule binding.